AUGCUGGACAUGAAGUUUGAUACCAGUUUUUCUUAUUCUGGGGUAAACCUGUUGGCUGCUAUCAUUUGUGAGAUGGUGGGCCGAGAAUGUGUCUGUGAAAAAUACAAACUGACCACAAACUGCUCUUUAAUGGAGAAUGGUGAAUGCCGGUGUACUUCAAUUGGUACACAAAGUUCCGUCAUUUGCUCAAAAUUGGCUACCAAAUGUUUGGUGAUGAAGGCAGAAAUGUCUCACUCAAAGUCCGGGAGAAGACCGAAACCUGAAGAUGCUAUUCAGAAUAAUGACGGACUCUAUGAUCCCGACUGUGAUGACAACGGGCACUUUAAAGCCAAGCAGUGCAAUGGCACCACCACGUGCUGGUGUGUGAACACUGCUGGGGUCAGAAGGACAGAUAAGGACACUGAAAAAACCUGCUCCGAACGAGUGAGGACCUACUGGAUCAUCAUUGAACUAAAACACAAAACAAGAGAAAAACCUUAUAAUAGUCAAAGUUUGCAGAAUGCACUCAAGGAUAUAAUCACAACUCGUUAUCAACUGGAUUCAAAAUACAUCGGAAAUAUUCUGUAUGAGAAUGAUAUUAUCACUAUUGAUCUGGUGCAAAAUUCUUCUCAGAAAACUAACAAUGAUGUGGACAUAGCUGAUGUGGCUUAUUAUUUUGAAAAAGAUGUUAAAGAUGAAUCCUUGUUCCAUUCCAAUAGACUGGACCUGAGAGUAGAUGGGGAACAACUGGAUCUGGAUCCUGGUCGAACUGCAAUUUACUAUGUUGAUGAAAAACCACCUGAAUUUUCAAUGCAGGGUCUAAAAGCUGGUAUUAUUGCUGUCAUCGUGGUUGUGGCAAUAGCACUUAUUGCUGGAAUUGUUGUUCUGGUUAUUUCCAGAAAGAAAAGAACGGCAAAGUAUGAGAAGGCUGAGAUAAAGGAGAUGGGUGAGAUGCACAGGGAACUCCAUGGAUAACUGCUGUAAUUUGAAUAGUAACUAGAAGAAGGGAAAUUUGCAGACCGACUCAGAUUACAAAUGUAUGAGCAUAAGACAGAAAUCUUUGAAGACUAUUUUGUUAACAUAUAUUUGUAAUAGUGAAACCUGUACUCAAAAUAUAAGCAGCUUGAAAUUGACUUUACCAAUCUUAAAAUUUGACAAGUGUCAUAUAUAUGCAGAUCUGAUAUCCCAGAUUCUGAUAGUCUCAGAACUGCAUAGUUAAAAUUAUUUAUACAUAACAUUGAAGAGUGUGCUUUAAAUGUGCUUUCACAGUAGAGUUCAAAUGACUACUGUCUCAUCCAUUUGUGAUUGAAAGCUGCCUUCCUAUUUACUUUUGAGUCAUGUACAUAAAAACCUUUUUUUAUGAACUAUGAAAUAAAACAUUUUAAAACUGAA
This is a messenger RNA of Miniopterus natalensis, 1371 nucleotides long. The record is from RefSeq and is a predicted model, not a curated record. NCBI's taxonomy places the organism in Eukaryota, Metazoa, Chordata, Mammalia, Chiroptera, Miniopteridae.